Messenger RNA from Dermacentor silvarum, 12959 nucleotides. RefSeq names its product endonuclease/exonuclease/phosphatase family domain-containing protein 1. The transcript is spliced from 11 exons. The record is from RefSeq and is a predicted model, not a curated record. Gene Ontology annotation, cellular component: plasma membrane. Bases 3117 to 4460 code for a protein of 447 amino acids. NCBI's taxonomy places the organism in Eukaryota, Metazoa, Arthropoda, Arachnida, Ixodida, Ixodidae.
CGGAUCUUUCCUCGUCUACUGAGCGUGUUGCCGCGCUAAAAAAAAUAUAAGUCGCUGAACUUGUGUGAGGAAACUGUUCGAUUUUCACGAUGGAACUGGUUUCUGAUCAUUUCACUAUUGUAUAAUGAAAGCUCAGACUGUGUUUCAAAUGAUGUGCUUCGUUGCCGUACAAACAUCGCAUUUCUCACUUUAUGCCGACCUCUCGGCGCUUUUCCGUGUAUGUAUGAUCAGUCUUUAGUAUGAUAGGCUGUUGUAUUUGUUAGUGUUAUCAUGGCGAUUUCUGCCAUGCGAUAGCUUACAGUCAUUUUAUUUGCCGUGCGCUGAUAGCAUGUGAACUAGGUCUUUUGCGCAGUCCGACGGUUCGAAUGUUUCGUUGGAACACUUUGCAUUGGUAAUUUCGCUCACUUAUAGUUUACGGCUUGUUUUUCUGUUUAUAUCUUCUCUGGAUGCAUGCGUUGGUUUUGAGCUAGCAGACCGGAUCGUGAAUUACAAGAAAGUCGAGCGACUUGCUGCCAUCAUGUCUGUUGGAAGCCGUUUACUCGGGCUUCAGAAGUACUGAUCAGUUGCUAAUUGAGUGGUCAUUUGGUUACUUCAUGUCCAACGCACAUUUAGUUAUCGUGGCUUUUACAAGACUUGUGAAGAAGGUUUUACCCCGGAUUUGGUUGUUCCCAACAUACGUAUACUACUUCUGACACAUAGCUUGCACUUCAAAAAGUAAUUAGAUAUUGCUGUGAAAAUGUUUGUAGAGCCGACUUCGCCCUUAUAAAACACUAUCGAGUCCUCGCACAUUUAGCAAUCCAAUCAGCAUGGUUAUAACGGCGAGACAGAUUAUCGUUCAUAGGCCCGCGCAGAACCAAACAUGCAUUAGCGCUCUUUGACAUCAGCUGCGCGUGAGCCAGUUAAGUAAACAUUAAAUUACCGCAGUUGCAAUACAAUACUGCCAUUAAUAACCACAUUAUCAAGUGGUAUGACAGCAAAAAACUGCUUUUCUACUGGGCAAUGUGUUUGUACAGAAAUUUCUUAUUGAAUUAUAAGGAUGUAUUUGUUUUGGCCGUGAAAAAAAGUCGGACUAGUGCACUACAAGACCAAUUUCACCUGCAGUUUAUUGGGAUAGUGGGAUAGUUUUCGUUAACAUUCCGGUAUUCGUACCUUCCAUCUCGCGAAAGAGCUUCACCUCCAGUCUUCGUGUAUGUUUAGUAUAUCAUUCUCUUACCUGGGCUCUUCCUCACCAUACAUGUGCAAGUUCAAUGGAAUACAUUUUGUUCGUGAGAUUUAGCAGCUGGGUGCAUAACUUCAAAGGGAACCCUAGGUAGAUCCUUAUAAAGUCCAAAGAAAAGGCAAGAUCUUGGAUGAGUUGAGCAAGUUAAAGUAUUCCUUGCAUUUGCAUAAUUGGGGAACAACUGUUGUACCCUUUGCCAUUCAGAUAUUCUUCACAAUGUGCAGUUCAGUUUUCUCUCUGAUAUCCUAGGGAGCUGUUGCUUUCUGUCCUCGUCACUUAUUCUCUAUCGAAUUCCUUGUGACUAAAUUGAAUGUGGGGGAUGUAAUCCCUUUAAUAUUGAAUGUUCAGGCACCUUUACUGAAGUCAUUGCCUUCAGAAUCGUUUUGUACAAGUUCAUAGAUGUUUGAUUUCAACUUUAUGCUUCAUUUUUGCUUGAAGAAAUGCAAUGUGAAACCUGUUCUUCUGCCACAUUUACUACAGGCCAAUUAACUUGUCCCGAGUGCUAGCUCAUCUGUGCACCUGUGAAGUGGUCACAUAGGUGGCUAUUUUUAGUCAUGAUGAGUUUUGUUUUUUGCUGAAUAAUGUAUAUUCCCUUCCGCUGCUUGUGUAGUGCAUUGUAGGGGGUGAUCAUUUUUAAGUUUUAUGGAAUUUAAAAAAAUCCUCUGUGCCAGAUAGCAUAAGUCUCUUUGAGCUGGAGUAUUCGAAGAGGUGGACAUUACUAGCACGAGAAAUCUAAACAUAUUUAACGAAUUAACAGAAAUUCACUUAUUAACUUCUUCAUUAAUUACUUUAUGGCACAUAUUGCAGUUUACGAAUUUUAGUUGGUGAGGUUGCAAGACAGAUCCGCUUAAAUUUCCAGGAGGACGCCAGGUUUGAGAUAUAUUAUUUCCCAAAGUAUGGAACGAGAUAUAUAGGCGCUCGAGCUACUUUUGUGCUUCAGUGGUGCAUAAAAGAGUAUUUUGUUAAAAAAAUUAAGUGGAACAACAGUACAUUUUUUUGCUGAGUUUGAUGGCGCUAUCUCCGAACUGGUGCCAUUCUGGAAAUUAAUUCCAAGUGCCUUUCAAACUUGCCGGCUACAAUUCGUAAAUUGCAAUAUGUGCUGUAAAGUAAAUAAUUAAAAAGUUAAUUAGUGAUUUUUUGUUAAUUAGUUGAAUAUGUGUUUCGAUUUCCAUUGCAAGUAAUGUCCGCCUCUCUGAAUAAUCCAACUCAAGCACUAGAAUUAUGUUAUCUGCAACAGGCAAUUUUUUUCAAUUCCGUAAAGCCUAAAAAUGAUCACCACGUAUGUCAUUUGCUGCAUGUGCACCUGUCUAAAUGUUGAACAUUCUCUAGGAAGUUUGUCGCACUGUCUAACGUCUGCUCACUUUUGAUACCAAUAUUUUUUUUUUUACUCUCCUUGAAGCAAAUGAGUACAUAAAGUAUUUUUAGAUUGUGCUACUUAUUGUACAUCAAAGCAAUGAUUUUGUUUUAAGGCACUUCACAAGAUAAAAACAAUUAAGUGCUUUAGAAAUAGGCAAGCAAAACACCUGCUGUCUUAUGGCUAAAGUGUAAUGUUAUUGACAACUGAUAAUAAAUGUACAUGGGUACCGUUGUCGUAUACCUCAGAACUUGAUCUCUGCAGCUUUUUGAUAAGGCUUUCAGACGCUCUGCUGUCCGAUAAUAAGAUAACGUGGCACUGCCAUUGACAAGUUGUUGUCGUGACCUUUGUCAUCGCCGAACACUAGGGAGGCUGUCACUGGCUUGGGGCUCUUCGUUCGUGUGUCCUCAUACACUUUGUGGGAGUCAGAAGAGAUCUGUCAUUGUAGCCCUUCUCUUUUUCUACUCUACCUGAACCCUUGCGUCGUAACUUCUUGCAUUUUAAAGCACAUAUUGCAAUGCUCAUUCCUCAUUAUUGGUGACGAUGAAUGUGAAGCAGACUGACUUGAUCCUAAAGCGAUUGACUGCCAUCAUUGUGCAGCCAAGAUGUGGUAGAAGGAACACGGACGUGGGCAGCAUUAUGGGCCAGGCACACCCAACAGGAAGCACGAGGCGGCGGCGGCUCUCGUCAUUAUGCAGGCCUUUCACCCCACACAGCCGCAACUUGAGUGCCACCUUCCACGUACUGGACACGGAGCUACGCUGGGAACUCCUUAACAUCAACACUGCCACAGAAGAGGAGCUGAUGACACUGCCAGGUGUCACAAGAUGCAUUGCACGCAACAUUGUUGACUACCGUCAAGCCAUCGGGGGAUUUAAAAAGGUUGAAGAUCUGGCACUGGUUUCUGGUGUUGGAGCCUCACGUCUCCAAGUUUUUCGAUCUGAGAUCACAGUGCGGCGUGGGCCUCCCUCCUCGCGCUCCCCACGAAUGGGUGUUCCCCAACGUAGCCCCUUGCGAGAUAUGGAGUUGUAUCAGCUGGUGGCACCCCUGAGCCAGCGGCCGUUGGCUGCCCGCAUUGAGACUGGCCCUGUGGGUGCCUUCUGGGUUGCUCUUUGGAACCUGGCGGGCCUCACAUGUGACAAGGCAUCUAACCUAGGAGUGCUCGAAGUAGUCUGUCGCACUGCCCUGGAGAAUGGAAUUGCCAUCAUCGCCUGCCAAGAAAUUUGUUCAAGGGAUGCUCUUGACCUAGUAGUGCAAGAGCUAAAUGACCCUCAGCUGAGUGCAGUAGCCUCAUGGGAGCCUCAUGAUCGCCAGUGGGAUCAAGCAACGCCCCUACCUGCUUCUGGACCCGUCGGCCUGUUUUCGGGCUUCCUGUUCAGUGGACGACAGGGAAUUCGCCUAUCCGAAUGCUAUGCAGUUGACUUGGACUCCAGCAAUGGUCUUACGGGGCCUUGUCCCUGUGUUGCUCGCUUCAAGGCACCUGGGCUGGAGUUUGUCGUUGUAAGCAUUCUGCUGCGGUCGCUCAAGGCACAUGACAUAAGCCUCCUGUUUCCCAGCUUUGUUGCAGUUAUCAGCCAGAGACUCCGCGGUGAGGACAACAUUCUUCUGAUGGGGGAUUUGCCACCUACUGAAAAUGCGGUACGAAUGCUUUCGGACAUGGGGUUUCACCUGCUAUGGCCGAGCAAGUUAAAGCCCCAUGAUACGACACAAAUCUGGUGCUCCAGCAAGCUGCGCAAGUUUUGCACAGGUAGCAUCCGGCGAGUACAAGAGGGCCUCAGUCAUCCAUUGAUCCCAUGUGGCUGGCACUGGGGUGGAUCUGUCAGUGAUCUGCCCCCACUCCUGGUGCAGCUGCUGACUGACAUUCCCAACGGCCAAGCAUCAAUAUGAUGGCUUCUUACCUGCCCCCAGAAACACACUCAGUGCCAGAAACAGAGCUACCGGCCCCUUUGUCACUACACUGGCCAGCAUAAGCGAUCUGGGGCUGCUGCCUUUGUUGUUCAUCCAAGGAUUUGCAUCAGCCGUAAAUGUAUGUCAUUAUGCAGUGCCAUACAAUUGAGACUGGGCCUUGAGAUCUGGGUCUGUGAUUCCCUCUUUUCCUGUGUGCGAAGUUGACUGGUGGUUCUACAUGGUGGUCACCUGCCAGUGAUGUCUUAGUUUAGAGUAGGACACCUGUUUUUAGACAUUGCUGUGAAGAAACAUUCAACCAUGCUUCAGUGCCUCUACGGGAGUUCUGGAGUUUGUGGUGGGAUAACUGCUGAGAUGGCAAGAAGCAUCUUCCCUGUCAGACAUCCUCCUGAUGCCUUAUCGGUGGCAGUUGACGUGUUUGGUGUUCUGUAAUAUUUUUAGGACCUUAUCUGAAAUGUGUUAUACUGAAUUAACUGUGGCUUGUCACACAUAUUUUAACCUUGCUGUUCUUGAAUCAUAUAUAGUAUGUAGAAUUACAUUUGAAAUGUUCCCAGUGCCUUGGGCACUCUGCAGGAAGGGAGACCUUACUUGAGUAUAAUUACCUAGUCGUGUAGCUUUGUUGGCUUAUAACACUGAUGCUUGCUCAUGUGCUUUGUAUUAAGUUUAUUAUGAGGUUUCUAUUACCUAACCUGAGAAAGGUGCUUUGCAUCUGACUCUGUUAGUGCAUAAGAAGUGCUGUCUUCUAUGAGUUUUAGUUGAUUGACAUAUGAAACCUGAAACUAGUUGAACUGUGCCUAAGUCAGAGUAUUUGCCUUGUUUUUUCUGUGGUAUUUUAACUGUAAAUAAUCAGAGAUUUCUACUACCUGUGGAGAUGAGUCAUGUAGUCCAAUUUAUGCUGUAAAUCUGUACAGAUAUCAAAAGGCACACACAACUGCACCUAUGCUAAAACUUGCCCAGAGAUUGUGGUAAGCAGAAUAACUGAUCUUGCAGAGUCAUAAAAAGAGUCACUUGCAAAGGGUUGUAUGCAUAGUUUACCAGCAUUUUAAGUUUUUAAUGGUACUUAUCAUAUGCGAGAUUUUAAUGUAUCCUCUGUGCAGCUUUAGGUAUAUUUUGUCUGAUGCGAAGGUCCCAGUUGCAUCUUUGGGAAAAACUGUUUCAGCCUGUCUGUGCACGCAAGCUCUAACAAUAGUGCUUUGUAGAAGCAUGCCUCGCUGGGGAUGCAGUUUGUACCCUUCUUAUCCGCCUUUCGAAUGGCAGUGAUUUCAUUUGUGUAUCAAGUCAACUCUCCUGUUUUGUUGCGCCUGCGCAGCAGGAAUGCUCAAAUUCCAAGUGCUUUAUUAAGUCAUGAAAUGGGUGAGAAAGAAAGAAUACAUUAUUGCUGACUUGCAGUGGCUUGUCUAAUUUUUUUUUUUUUUCCUGUGAAUAACAGCAUUGAGCAAAAUUUCAGGCAGGAAUCUUGCUUGAUGCUUGGUGCUAAUGUUCUAAAAGUUUAGUUUUGAGAUGAUAAUUAUUUUCAGUAGGUGAUCAAGCACAGGGAUAUUUCUGUACGAAAAAAAAAAGAAAGAAAAAAAAUCAAACAAACUUAUUUUUAUAGUGGGGGGACCUCUGACAUAAGGCCUAUUUUCUUAAAGCUUGCCUUAACAGCCUGAACUGGUGUGAUGUGAUCAGAAGUGACACUAGAACAAAACAUGGAGAGUUGGCAACAAACGCCUCCCAAGGAGCGCUGUGUUAUUUGUUAUCCGUAUUGAUAGUACUGAUGAGACUGGUGUGCUUUCAAUUGUUGUGUUGUUUUGGACAUUGCUGUAUGUAUCAUGCAAAAUGACUCUGCACAAAUGCAUAAACUUGUAAAGAUUUGUCCUUGUAUAGGUCCCAUGUGCCCAUUGUGAAGUCUUAUGUGCAUGACAUUUGUGUUUUUGUAACGCUGUUGCUUUUAGAUUACCUGUUUUUUUUAUGUGGUCACUCCUGGUAUGUAUGGCUGGACUGCAUUGGGACAGUUAUUUAAAUCUCUGGCAAGGAGGUGCUCUCACAGGUCCCAUUGAUAAAGGGCAAUUGAAGCUCAUCUUUGUAUAGAAAAUUCAGGAAAAACUACACCAAUGCACCUAAGUCAGACAUGACAUUAGUUCACUCAUUCAAGGAGAUUCUUUUUCCAAUACCUGACAAGUAAUAUGGUUUGCUGCAUUUUUGAAGUAAUUAACAAGGUGACACUUUUGUUUCCGAGCUACCAGUCUCCAUUAAAUUGAAUAGGUGUUGCUAAUCCUGUAUUGUGGGAAUGCCCCAAUUUCUAGUCCCAGCAGGCCAUCCAUGGCUUUGUUGAUGUUCUUUCGAUGCCUGCAAUAAUGCUGCACCUGUCUGCUGAAUCGCUGCAACAUCACUAGCAUCUACUGUGUGUGCAGUUGAACUGAUGUUGCUGUGAAAAAAAAAAUACAUUAAUAACCUGCUUGAUAAUAUAGCUUGUUUUAUCUUUUGUCAUCAGUUAAUACAUAAGGUAAGAAUUGCCAGUCAGUGUCUGUCUUGGAUCAACAUACGCAAGAGGACCUUUUAAAGGGUUGAUGAUUCAGCAUUUAAGGAAUGCAGGUUUUUUUUUCUCUCCCUGGUGGCAGUCUUCACUAAGGUCGCAUUACCUCUAUUAUAAAAAAUGCAGUGAUAUGUUGUACAAUGGCAGUGGUGUUAUCAACAUGUAUAAAACAUUCGUGCCAAUGUACAUAAAUUCAUAUGGCAGGGCAGCUGUGUCAUCUGGUUGUCAUCUACAAAAGAUGAAAUGUUUGAAGGUGCAUGCUACAAUUUGGGUGUUUUUCAUUUGCUGGAUAAAAUAUAGUGACCACCUAUUUGCUGCCACUUUUUGACGUUUAUAUGACUUUGCAAGCCAGGAUGUACUCGGUAAAGUAAAUUUUGUGUUGCACACUGCAUAUUCUGAGCUUAAUAUCACAAUGGCUGAGAAUAGAAGGUGCAACAUGUACGUCACUCAGAUCGAUGUGCAUUGUUGCCAUAUUAUGGUAACACAUUGAAUUGAACACAUGAGGGAGGGAGGUGUGUUUUGGGACAUAUGCUGUGCACACGUAAGCAACAUAUUUAUCAUUUGCUUACAUGCACUAAAAUGUUAAUGAGAUGAGAACUAAAGUACUACUAACCAUAGUCACUCCACUUGCAAAAGCACUAUUAAUCACAGUGGUAAACUCAACCUUCAAGAGCUUCAAUACAUCAGUGUGCAUAUUAUCAGCAUAAGUUUACAGGGCACGGGAUAUGCUCUAAGGCUGAGUAUUUUUGUAGCCUGGGCACUUAGUCUGAACUUCAGAUUUACAGCUUUCACUAUUUUGAGCUGCCGACACAAUGUUGAACUGCUCUACAGGCUGCAGGCGAAAAUUAUGCUGGAAUUCGGUUUUUUUUUCUUAGAAGCCUUUGCUUGCAAACUUUGGACACUGAUAGUACCUAGCGUUUUGAUUGAGCAGCUAGGUGGCACAGCAUGUUCUUUAGGCUUCCUUAUGUAACCGCUUCGGUGCUUGGGUAUUGUUCUCUUUCUCUUUUUAUUUCUUUUUUUCUUCGUGCUCUCUACAGCUCUUCUUGUUACGUGGGGCUUUAGCUACAGGUUUCUGGACAUGUAUAUACUACGUACAAAAAAUGCACCUUUGAAACUUUUUCUUUACCCCAAGGACUUUUUUUUUUUUUUUGCUUUCCUUCUCAUGGAAGACAGGUACAAGCACAUGCAAAAGUCUGGAGACCAUUGGGACUGUGAGAAAAAUGUCGUUUUUCGCAGCCUGCAUGUGCAGUUAGAAAUGAAGUGGCAAAAAACAUAUACUACUAUGCAUUUCAACCAAUGCAGUGCAUAUCCAAUUUCUUGACUCUAUGGCUGUGCCAGAAAAAAAAAAAAAAUUUUUUUACAUUGUCUGCUUACUUUUGUUUGUAAUGGUACACUGGUGCAACUAAUUUGGCUGAGUGUUUCAUUGAUUUGAGCAUUUUCAUUUAACAUUUCCAAAUUGCAACCUGUCAGGGUACAUUCAAAAUGAGCAUGCAAAUUUUAUGCAAGUAACCUUUAGUGUUGCAAGGACUUCAUUCAACUUGCUUUCUUUAUAAAAAAAACCCUAAGCAGCUUCAAGCAUUUUGUGGCCAUUUCACUUGAAUAAGCCUAUCUCUGUGCACCCGUAAGCUGAAAGGCUUUUAUUGUCAUUAUUCUAUUAAGUAUUAAUGCAUUUUGCAGUAAAAAUAUUUAUAAGAGGUCACACUGUUACCACAGGCGCAUGUGACAAGCUGAAUAAGCUGGAAUUGGCAUGGCGUACAUCUAACGUAACAAAUAGUUAGUUGAAGGAAAGUGAAUUUAAUGUUCUUAAUAAGCUCCUGUGUACUUAUUUGUGGCAUUUUUUUUAGUUCAGAUAUGGUAAGUAAACUUUCAAAAAUUAUUAGUGGUUCUGUUUUGUGGUGUGUUUUGCAAGUGUUUGUUGUUUUUCUGAGUAAUGGUGGUGUGUUUUUUAAGUGUUUGUUGUUUUUCUGAGUAAUGGUGUGCAUGUAAUCUUUAAUUACAUCACAGAAAAUUUAGCAUGAACAGUUACAUCAGCUGAUGUAGCUGCUAAUUAAAAGAGAAAAAUGUUCUUGCUCAGAUGCUUCCUACAGGUUUUGGUUGUGCCCCAUUUAUUGAUGCUUUAUGUUGUUGAAUUUUUGGUGAGGCUUGGCUCAGGAUUGUUUUUACUUUGUUACAUUGUUUGGUUUUAACAUUCCUCUUGCUCAAGAAAAAGAAAUGCUGUAUGUUUUAUUAUUGCACAGAUUAGUCACUGUACUAUCCGAGACACAUACUCAUUACCUGUAGCUUGCCAGCAUUGAGUUUAUGUGUAGGUCAGUGUAGUGCACAUGUUGAGCAGAUGCUGCUGUACAGCUUACAUUGUAACUUUUUAAUGCUGCUGAUUGGAAAAUCUGAACCUGUCCAGCUGCUGACACAGUACGUUUUCAGCCACUGUGUUGGCUGAAACAGUGUUAGCAGUUGAAAUUUUCAAUAAAACUAUGGACUAGUCAAGAUUAAUUUUGGUAAUAAAUGUGAACAUUUUUCUCACUCUUGUGACAUUAGGAGAACACUUAAUUAAAUACAGCAGCAAGGAAGGCAUGGGCCAAUAAUCCUUUCACAUUUUCUAGCAUUACUUGUUGUUUUGUGAACAAUAGCUUGUACAUUUGGCAGCCAGAGCAAGUGCUGGAGAAUGUUUACUGGUUCAAUUGCAUACAGAAAAAAAAAAGGGGGGGGGGGGGGGAAUAAAAGGAUUUCACGCUAUCUAUGGCAACUGUGCACCAUUGAAAGGCAGUACUGCAGGUGACUUGGUCACUGUGCCAUUUUUCAUUAAUGACACGGUCUUGUGUCUCUGUGUGUCAUAUGCUGUUAAUAGGUUGCUGUUUUUCAUUGGUAACUUCAUUUGAACAAAGUCGCCAGCUUGCGGCCCAAAACGCCCCAUUUUUAGUGAAAAUUUGCAAAGUGAUGAUGAUGACUCUUGGAAUUUUGCUUUUAUUAUGCUUUAAUUGUUUCUAGAUGUCUUCCUUAUUAUUUUUUAAACUAUAGCUUUAAGUGAAUGGCUGCAUUGGUGAUUCAGCAGUUGAAAUGUAAAAAGGCAAAGCAACCCCCAAUUUCCCUAAAACGGUAUCAGAUUUUAAGAUUUUUCUUUCUUUAGGCUAGCAGCUUUGAUGCACCCAGAUGGCUCACUAAUAAUCUCUUUGGUAUGACUUCAUAAAUAGUGACAAGUGGAGAUGCGUAUCCUCCUUGUGAUAAAAUGGGGAUGAGGCAUUGAGCUUCAUUGAAUUUAGCGAAGACUCCUUGAAGAACUUCACUUGGGUAGCUUACUGGCUAUUUACAUCGCUGAAAAAGCCACUGAGAUUCUAUAAGGGUAAAGUUGUCAUUAGUUGACUAAAAACUCAGUAAAUUUAGCAACUUCCUUUUGAAGUUACUGACAUUAAUAGGACUGAUACGUCUUUAGGAGAUAUUGCACCUCUGUCGCUCUCUCUCUUUUCAUGCUGUUGUUUAAGAUUUUAAGAUAUUUUGUCAUUUCUUAAUAUGUACAACUAGCAAAUUGUCUUAGAACUUGUUUCAUAAGGCUUCAGAACAGGGGACCCUAUCACUUUGGGUACGCAAAGAAGCAACCUUCCACUGCUGCGAAAGCACAGUGCACAAACCACCCUUCAGAAUUUUCGUUAGUGUCUGACCCACACCUAGAAGUUGAGAAAUGGCACAUCCAUGCAAAGCUGACUUCGGGGAAUGUGGUGGAACUUGUCAAUGCAGGAGCCGCUAGCUUUGCUGCUGUUUUGCUGCUGUGCACUGUGCCUUAAGUUCUGAGGGAGUGAUUGAUGCAGCAGCCUCUUGCUUUUCAUCAUCUUACCUUCACCACAAAGAUUGAGCGAUCGAAUACUGCUGCUCAAGACUGCAUUACAAUAGCUGCAUGUCUAAACUUAGUUGUAUGUGCCCCUAUGGAUUCACCACCAUGGCACUGCAAUAUCAAAACAAGAGCAGUGUGUAUGCUAAUUCUUCUGGCACAGAUCAGCAAAAAUAAGCGAUUAUUAUGUAAAGGGCUUCGUCUUUUUAUCUCAAUUUUAUUUCCUAGAGCUUGAAGCAGGCAGACAUAGCACAGAUGUUGUCUUUGCAUUGAAUUGCAUGCAGUAAAUGAAUAACGGAACAGAUCAUUCUCUAUUCUAGAGCCAUCUUACUUUUGUAAAUCCUACACUGACCAGGCCCAAACUCGGUGUACUGCCAAUUCUGGGUUCCCUAUUCUAAAACUACUUAUUAAAGAAAAAGUGUUAUGCAAACCAUGUCUAAUAAUGCUUUUGCAUUUUAUCAUGGCUACAGUAUACUGGAAAGCCUUUGAGAUGUUUGUACAUUAUUUGAAGGAAAGUCUAAAGCAAAUCAGCCAAGUGAACAUUUAAAGUACAAUACUGUUAAUGAAGGCGAUCGCAAAAGGAGGGUAGCAUACCAAUAUCUGCACUAAGAAGUGUAUUUGUGCAUCUGUAGACAAACUGUUUGUCACAUUAUUAUCUUGUCAAUUGUAGCAUUACUUUUUUUUUUUAAAGUCAGUGUUGUACAGUGCACUCCGCUUAAAAGAAAUGAAAAGUUGCUGUAUCGAAAGCAUUGCUAUCAUUGGGAUGUAAGCAUGUUCAUUAGCCUGCUAAAAGCACAUUCAGUAGUGCUGUUUGAAAGUGUAUAAAAUGAGGAUGUUUACACGUAGUAUCAUUCACAUAUGUCAAAAAGGCACUUAUUUGCAAGUUCAGGGCGCUUUAGUCUUCCAAGGUGUCCUUGGCAUUUUGGUUCCACCAAUAAAUGUUGGUGCAGCAAGUGUUUAAACUUCCAAUCUAAUGACUGUGUAACUAAAGUGUGGCCUGGCUUUGAAGGCAGUCCACAGUAGUUGGUGCUUUGCUUGUGCAAAUGACUGUUGGCUUCAUUGGUAAAAGCAUAACAAGCACAUAUGUACUGUAUGUAGUAUUGGUAAAGUUUUAGCAUAUAUAUGUUAAGGUGCUAUUUCAUGAAAGAGGAAUUUUUCACUAGUUUUGUUAAACCAAAAUUCUGCCUCCAGAAUUAAAUUUUUCUGUUAACUGCCCUGUACAGAUGUUCUCACAAGUUGUGUGUGCACUGGCUUGAAAUGGCUUCCAGAAUAUUGCUAGUUGCUAGCAAAGCUUUGCUGCUCAGAUUUUAACUGAAGUUUUUCUAUGUAAAGGCACUGGCUAAUGCAUAUUACAGUGAUCGUUGUGUGAAUGGUGCCAUAUACAAGUGUGGCAAAAACGCCUUAAUUUUUUGGUGUCACAGAACUAUUGUUUUUAUACCCUUAUAUUAUCAUUUAACAAGACAUACACAUUGUCUCACCUUCUGUGCAAUACAGUGAAAACUGUGGGUUGUGUGAGCCAGCCGAGAAUGAGAAACAGAUAAAUAACUCAUCCAUUGUCCACUGCUAGUCUUCCAAUGCAUAAUGUCAUUUGGAAGGAUUGCAGUAUAUGAGUGGCUCACUGUGAGCAAGCUCUGCUUUCUGCCAGGCAAAGUUAAGUGGUCGUCAUUCCUGUUUGGCUGGCAUGACCCAUUGCUUUCAUUUCUCUGCAUGGAGUUGUUGAGAUGGACGUAACUUAUAACAGUGUGGCAGUGAUGGUGCAUGUGAUAAUUGUCAUCCUAGAAUCAUAUUUUUAACAGGCUUAUCAGAACGGUGUUUGCUUUUCUGUUCGUUAAAAUCUGCUAGAAUUCACAUGACACAUUAAUAUGGGACUUUGGAAAGUGGAAAAACUAGGUUCCUUAAAGAGAAACUAUCUCCGAGAUACUGCAUAUAUUUUUCACCUGGUUGUAUGUCUGUUAUGGUGUUCUUAUUAUGCUCAAUUUAAAUAUUAGGAGUACCAUGCUUCUGUUACAAUGUGUUCUCUUGUGUCCCGUUUGUGUUACUUGUUCUUAAUUGUUUGCAACACCUAUAAAUGUGAUUCUGUGUUGAUUGAUCAUAUACUGAUUGAGAUAUGUACAUGUUAAAUAAUACAUCUUGUUAUUGAACCCUG